Molecule: messenger RNA, 348 nt
Organism: Prionailurus viverrinus (fishing cat)
Lineage: Eukaryota; Metazoa; Chordata; Mammalia; Carnivora; Felidae
Gene: GALP
Product: galanin like peptide
Exons: 5
Coding region: 1-348 (115 amino acids)
Biological process (GO): antimicrobial humoral immune response mediated by antimicrobial peptide; defense response to Gram-negative bacterium; behavioral response to starvation
Cellular component (GO): extracellular region
Molecular function (GO): hormone activity
Source: RefSeq, a predicted model, not a curated record
AUGGCUCCCUCUGUCUGUCUGGUCCUCCUCCUGGCCGUCUUGCUCAGCCUGGCGGUGACCCCCGCCUCCGCACCCGUCCAUCAGGGCCGAGGAGGCUGGACCCUCAACAGUGCCGGCUACCUCCUGGGUCCCGAGCUCCACCUUCUUCAGAGCAGGGACCGCGGCAGUGGGAAGAAGACAGCCCUGGAGGUCCCGGACCUGUGGAAGGCCAUUGACGGGCUCCCCAAUCCCCACCCUCAGCAGACCACCAAGAGGAGUCCGAGGGAGACCUUGGCCAAACCAGAGACGGCAGACCCGGGCGAGCUCAGCAAGAAAGCUCCCAGGGAGGGAGAGGCCCUGCAGUCUUAG